AUGCAUCUGCAUUUAUUCUACACGUGUGUGUAUCUGUCUGUGUGUGUGAGUGCCACAUACGGCCUACGAGUGAGCUGGAGGGAUGAGAGACAGAAGAGCCGGACUGUGGCAGCAACAGCUGGAUUUAACACACCUGCAAAUCCAGUGCCUAGCACUCAGUGCCUGGUGAACGGGAUCUUCCUCUUUGAAGGAGCUGUUUGGUCUUCAGAUGCAUGUAACAGGUGUAAGUGUAGAAAUGGUGUGGUUCAGUGCCGUGGAGUGCCUUGCCUGAAUAAAGCUUCACCUGCCUCGAGGCUUCAGGGUGGUCGCCAGAAACCAGCCCAUAGAGUGAAUCUGGAGAAAACAAGUGGACAGAAGAAAGUCCAUCCACUGACUAGAAAGAAGAACGUGUCACAGGGAAAGGUCAUUGUAGAGGUCAAGCCGAAGAAAAUGCCAAGACCAGGGAAAGCUGUAAAUCCUGCACCACCACUGAAGAUCAAACUGCAAGCACCUAAGCUAGGAAUUAGGAAUUUACCGACAGCCACGCCCCCUGAUACGUUCCCAGAUCUGUUUGACUAUGAUGACCAUGAUGAUGACGACUAUCUGGAAGAUGAUAGUGAUGCUGAUGAAGAUGAUGAUUAUGUCCCAGGCUUAACUAAAACUUUUGCUCGCACUAAAAGUCCCUCAGUCAUCAGAACUGCUGCAUCUCUCCCGCGGAAGCCGACCAGAUCUGUACUGCAGAUACAGAGGCCCCGCCCUCCUCCUACAAAGCAACCCAAAGUUUUAGCACCUAGUGUAGGUGUUAGAGCUGGAGCAGGUGUGGUUAGAAGCAGAGGGGGCGGAGCCAGUGUUGUGGGUCAUCCUGUUAUCCGUCCAUCCACAUAUAUGGCGUCCCUUCCAGCGGGAUGUCUGCUGUCUGACGCUCUGAUUGCGUGCGGCAGCACCGGAUUAACCAGCCUGCCUUUCAUCAAAGAUCCCAGCAUCCGGACACUUUACCUGGCAGAUAAUAAGAUCAGUAAGAUCCCAGUGCGAGCGCUGCAUGGCCUGCCCAAUCUGCAGUGGCUUGACCUGAGCAAAAAUCGACUGGAUGACACCUCACUGGGGCUGAAUGUGUUCCGGAAUCUGACCAAAUUGCUUCGUCUGAAUCUGGACGGGAACAAUCUGACCAAAAUCCCCCCGCUGCCGCCAUCAUUGCUGGAGCUGAAGAUCAAUGACAACAAACUGAGCGGACUCACACCUAACAGCUUCAAAGGUCUGUCCCAGCUGCUGACUCUGGAACUGGAGGAUAAUCAUUUCCAUGAUGGGAACGUGUCCCCGCUGGCAUUCCGCCCCCUCAAGAAACUCAUUUACCUCCGACUGGAUGAUAACGACUUCAGAGCCAUUCCCUCUGGCCUGCCUGCAUCGCUGAAGGAGCUGCAUCUUUCAGAUAACCGGAUUGAAGUGGUUCAUGCUGGACUCCUCAAUAAAACAGUGAACCUGCGAAUCCUAAAUCUGAGCCACAAUAAAAUCCGAGAGGACCGAAUCGCACCGAGAGCAUGGAUCCACCUACGUAAGUUGGAGACGUUGGAUCUGUCCCAUAAUAAACUGGUCCACGUCCCGUCCUUCCUCCCGGUCGGUCUUCUCCAACUCACGCUGCACCACAAUCAGAUCGAGAGAAUCCCGGGAUACGUGUUCGCUCACCUGCAGCCGGGCCUCGUCUCAAUCCACCUCUCAUACAACCGCCUGAAGGAGGACGGCAUCAACGAAGUGUCCUUCCUCGGGCUGCGACACUCCCUGAACGAGCUGCUGCUGGAUCACAACCAGCUUCGAGAGAUUCCACGCGGAAUAGUCCAGCUCCGCGCCCUCCUCGUCCUCCGCCUCAACCACAACUACAUCAGCUCAGUACCUCUGAAUGCUCUGUGUGACAUCACCGCCCGUGAUGACUCCCCUCUGAUCUCCGUCCACCUGCAGAACAACCUGAUUGAUCGGCGUUUAGUCCCGCCCACUGCUCUCACCUGUAUUAAAGAGUACAGCAGUGUGAUUCUUCAUCCUCAGAGACACGAACAGGUCUCCGAGUGA
This is a messenger RNA of Neoarius graeffei (lesser salmon catfish), 2037 nucleotides long. RefSeq lists its product as uncharacterized. Gene Ontology annotation, biological process: positive regulation of cell-substrate adhesion; extracellular matrix organization. The transcript has 10 exons. The record is from RefSeq and is a predicted model, not a curated record. Lineage: Eukaryota; Metazoa; Chordata; Actinopteri; Siluriformes; Ariidae. Gene Ontology annotation, molecular function: collagen V binding; heparin binding; protein binding. Bases 1 to 2037 code for a protein of 678 amino acids. Gene Ontology annotation, cellular component: extracellular matrix.